This is a messenger RNA of Auxenochlorella protothecoides, 156 nucleotides long. RefSeq lists its product as hypothetical. NCBI's taxonomy places the organism in Eukaryota, Viridiplantae, Chlorophyta, Trebouxiophyceae, Chlorellales, Chlorellaceae. The coding region runs from base 1 to 156 and encodes 51 amino acids. The record is from RefSeq and is a predicted model, not a curated record. The transcript has a single exon.
AUGAUGUUAUCGAUGUCCCUCACGAUCCGAGACACAACGAACCAUGCAGGAUGUCAGAAAACUUCUGAAAGGGGUACGCAGAACCGGGCGCGCGCGCGCGAGUAUGUUUCCGUAGGGGUGCUCCCCCUGUCGAUGCUGCCAGAAUGUCUCAUCUAG